ACCACCAGCAUUCUCCACGUCACCCUCGUCCUUCCCUAGUUCUUUCUCUCCUUUUCGUGAUUCGCUAGUCCCUAAUUUUCCCAUUCAGGACAUCUCUGAGUGACUUAGAAAGCUUUUCAAGAGGAAUGCUACCCUCGAUACACUUGCUCUCGCCAACAGCCCUCUUCGUCUUUACCCUUUUCGCAUUGGCAGCAUGUGCUGACCUUUAUAAGACUCUGGGUGUCUCUAGAUCGGCCUCUGACUCGGAUAUCAAGACGGCUUACAAGAAAUUGAGUAAGAAAUACCAUCCAGAUAAAAAAGGUGGUGAUGAGGCUAAAUUCGUGGAGGUUGCACGAGCCUAUGAGGUGCUUUCGGAUCCCGAGAAAAGAAGCAUAUACGAUAGACAUGGAGAGGAGGGCCUGAAGCAGCAUGAAAAUGGAGGGGGCGGAUUCCAAAACCCAUUCGACAUGUUCCAAAGUUUCUUCGGUGGUGGACGUCCACGAGACGAGGUCCGUCGCGGGCCUACAUCGGUAUCGGAGUUUGAAGUGCCCCUUGCUGCGAUGUAUACCGGACAAAACAUUGAUUUUAUGAUUAAUAAGAAAAUAUUAUGUGACCACUGCCGAGGCUCGGGCGCUGCGUCUGAUUCGCACAUUAAGCCGUGUAAAGGUUGUGAAGGUCGUGGCGUCAAGAUCACUCGUCAACAAGUAUUCCCCGGGAUGUUUGCUCAAUCACAAACGACAUGCGACGAGUGUGGAGGCCGAGGGAAAGUGGUCACCAAGACAUGUCCACAUUGCCAAGGUGCUAAGGUGUUGCAACAUACGCAGCAUUAUACGCUUGAAAUUGAGAAAGGCAUAUCGGAAGGAUAUGAAGUCAUUUUCGAGGGCGAAGGUGACGAGAGUCCUGAUUGGGAAGCGGGCGAUGUGGUGUUAAGGGUACGCAGUAAGCGUGAGGAAGGGGGCUUCAGAAGGAAAGAAACCAGUUUGUACUGGAGGGAGACUAUUGGUGUUGACGAGGCGCUUCUCGGAUUUGAAAGAAAUUUGACACACCUCGAUGGCCACACCGUCCACAUUCAACGGACAGGAGUCACACAACCAGGGUAUGUUCAACAAAUCGAAGGGGAAGGGAUGCCAGUAUUCGACCAAGAGGGAAUGUUCGGUGAUCUUUUCAUUGAGUACAACGUUAUCCUCCCUUCAACUAUUUCGAAAUCUGCGCGGACAAAGCUGGUAGAGGCUUUCCAACGACCGAGAGGAAAGGAUGAAUUAUAGUCUAUUUUGUUAUUACCUCAAUCCUAAUUAUUUCUCAAUGGUUCACUUUGGCGCCCUUUGGAGUUACAAGCGGUCACAUUGGGUCCCGAUCGGGUCCCGCGCCACAUGGGAGGUGGUAUUCGGGAGGUUCGAAGUGUUCCAAUAAAUGACUAUGAAUUAUUUG
This is a messenger RNA of Cantharellus anzutake, 1407 nucleotides long. Its product is annotated as DnaJ-domain-containing protein. The transcript is spliced from 11 exons. Gene Ontology annotation, biological process: protein refolding; response to heat. Bases 126 to 1244 code for a protein of 372 amino acids. The record is from RefSeq and is a predicted model, not a curated record. Gene Ontology annotation, cellular component: cytoplasm. Gene Ontology annotation, molecular function: Hsp70 protein binding; ATP binding. Lineage: Eukaryota; Fungi; Basidiomycota; Agaricomycetes; Cantharellales; Hydnaceae.